Daucus carota subsp. sativus is the source of this 891-nucleotide messenger RNA. Its product is annotated as probable membrane-associated kinase regulator 4. The record is from RefSeq and is a predicted model, not a curated record. Gene Ontology annotation, molecular function: kinase inhibitor activity. The transcript has a single exon. Lineage: Eukaryota; Viridiplantae; Streptophyta; Magnoliopsida; Apiales; Apiaceae. Gene Ontology annotation, cellular component: plasma membrane. Bases 1 to 891 code for a protein of 296 amino acids.
AUGGCCUCUUACUGUAAACAUGUAGAAGGAGAUGAUGAGGGCUACAUGGCUAUGGAUUCAAGCUCCUUCUCCAAGUUUACUCACUAUUCGAGUCCACAGGGCAGAGAAUUCGAGUUCAUUGCCGAUGAUCAAGCAAGAGAAUUCAUCAUUUUUCCAGCAGAUGAACUUUUUUACGAAGGAAAAAUCCUCCCUCUCCACCUAUCUCCGCGCCUACAAAUGCUGCAGAGUCUGCUCCAGAACUCUGCCCCGACCCCGGUAGCUCAAGAAUGCAAUGUAUCUCCUCCUGAGUCUCUUUGCAUUACCAGUGAUAAGCUUAAUGACUACUUCUUGACUCAGCUCAGCGAGGAGAACUUCAUUGUUGGUGAUAGUCCUAAGAAAUCUUGGCCGAAGAAGAAGCUCAAGCUGAUCAGAAAGCUCUUAGCAUAUCGUGCACAUUUGAAAUCCUUUCUUGCAGAGUCUAGUUGCACCAGUGAGGCCUUUACCAUAGCUUCACCUAAGAAAAGAGAAGACGAAAACGUUUCAACAGGUGGAAAUGACUCCUUGAGCAGGAAAGUAAAAACUUCCAAAAAAAUGUCAUCAACCAAAAGUUUGAUUAGUGACCAGAAAGUGGAAUCAGAGAGUCCAAAAAAUGUUAGUCCCCGAAGACCAUUUUGCAGGAAGCCUAAGCCAGUUAAAUGUUUGUCCUCAUCCUCCUCCUCGUCUUCAUUAUUUUCAUCUUCAUCAUCAUCUUCAUACGGACAAAACCUCCAGAAGAUGAGAGAUAGCUUUGGUUCAGAUACGGAAGGCUCAGUCGAUGCUGCUAUCGCUCACUGUAAGAAGUCUCAGGAGAACAUUGAUGAUACUGAAUCUGGGUACUGGUCAUUUUCAGUCAAGAACUGCAGAUUGCAUUAG